Oppiella nova is the source of this 204-nucleotide messenger RNA. Lineage: Eukaryota; Metazoa; Arthropoda; Arachnida; Sarcoptiformes; Oppiidae. The record is from the annotation of a GenBank genome assembly.
AUGAUUUUGGAGCCUCUCUUGUCAUUGGUAGAGCACCCGGACUGGGACCUGGAUUACGGGGCCAACGAUAUCGCAUUAAUUAAAUUGAAUGAAACAUUGGACUUCAAUGGAAAGCAUAAACAUUUAGAACCCAUUUGUCUGCCAAACACAUCCAUUACAACCUCUGAGGCAUGUCUUUCAGUCGGUUUCGGGGCUAUUAAUAAA